AUGUUAAGCAAACAAUUAACAGUCAAUGAACCAAGACAUACCUGUAAACAUCGAGGAAAUAGAGCUGUACCAGCAUUCACUCAAGGUCAAGUCGUAGCUACUGUUACGUCACAUCAUAUCGAAGAGGCUUCUGGGAUAGCUGCCAGUAGAACACAUCCAGGAGUUUUAUAUACACACAACGACCACGGAGAUGGUCCCGAUAUUUACGCCAUAGACAGCGUGACGGGGCACAGGAUAUCUACAAUUACAGUAAACGGCGCACACAAUUCUGACUGGGAAGAUAUUGCGUAUGGCCCAUGUGAUGCUGGAUACUGCUUAUACAUUGGAGAUACGGGUGAUACUGGCGCCAAGAACAAUAUCUAUAUGAUACGGGAACCAGCGUCUGUACAUAGCAACCAGCAUGUAGACGUCUACAAACAAUUACAUUUCUCGUGGUCAGAAAGUGACUGUGAAACGUUGUUGGUUGACCCACGAGGUGAAGUCUACAUUAUUUCAAAAGUUAAAAACCAGGCAGCUAAAGCGGCUCACGUCCCUUCGAGUGCUUGGAAUAGUGGUACAACAGUCGCCUUGACAAACACUGUUUCUCUGACCUUCCAUACAGCCAACAAUGACCCAACUGGCGGUGACCUUUCACCCAACGGCCAAGAAUUGUUAUUGGUUUCUCACCAUAAAAUGUUCUACUGGAAUGUUCCGAACGGCGAUGUGCUUACAGCAUUGCAAACAGAUCCUAUUGAAGUACCAUACCAUGAUGAACCUCAAGGAGAGGCAGUUUGCUGGGAUGCUAACGGUCAAGGCUACUUCACCCUUAGUGAGGGAAAAAAUCAACCUUUAUAUUACUAUGGAAGAUCCUAAUUAUAAAUUACAUAUGAUGUUUUGGGCACA
Mytilus californianus (California mussel) is the source of this 882-nucleotide messenger RNA. RefSeq lists its product as uncharacterized. The transcript has 4 exons. The record is from RefSeq and is a predicted model, not a curated record. The coding region runs from base 1 to 852 and encodes 283 amino acids. Lineage: Eukaryota; Metazoa; Mollusca; Bivalvia; Mytilida; Mytilidae.